This is a messenger RNA of Soboliphyme baturini, 267 nucleotides long. NCBI's taxonomy places the organism in Eukaryota, Metazoa, Nematoda, Enoplea, Dioctophymatida, Soboliphymatidae. The record is from the annotation of a GenBank genome assembly.
AUGUACGGCUAUAACGUGAGCACCCCGGAAAUGCUGGUCUACAAAAAAGGUUAUUUUCCAGAUUAUCAGCCCAGAGAAAUCAUGGGCGACGGCGACGGAACAGUCAAUGUCCGUUCGCUCAAAGCAUGCAACUUGUUGAAGACGAAGCAAAGCCAGCCUGUGUAUACGUUUGAAAUUCUGAAAGGGGAGCACAUGCAGAUUCUGAACCAUCCUCAGAUGCUGAAAUACGUCCAAGAGCUGCUGGUUCCAAGUAGAAAAACAUUUUAG